GGACUCAAAUAAUUUUCGAAAAAUUACUUCUUUAGCAUAUGAGAAAAUGAAAAAAAAGGGAACUUUAGGACAUUAUAGCUAUCUAAAUAUCAGAGAUGAGAUUUGUUAUAGUCACUAUUUAGAUAUUAUAAAACCAGAUCGGCAUUCAAAAAAACAUUAUCUUACUGAAAUAAAACCAACAAAUGUUAUUGACAAUAAACCAGUUACAAGCAGUUAUGAUAUUCAUAAUCUCACAUUUGCGGAGCAGGAAAGACAAGAAACUUCGAAAGAACCAGUUCAAGAUGACAAUGACAAGGUGGAAGAAGUAGCAGUGGAGAAAAACGAUGCCUUCCUGUUAGCAUUUAACAAUAUUAGUAGUUGGUAA
Molecule: messenger RNA, 364 nt
Organism: Cetraspora pellucida
Lineage: Eukaryota; Fungi; Glomeromycota; Glomeromycetes; Diversisporales; Gigasporaceae
Source: the annotation of a GenBank genome assembly